Messenger RNA from Paramacrobiotus metropolitanus, 2890 nucleotides. Its product is annotated as probable aconitate hydratase, mitochondrial. Gene Ontology annotation, biological process: tricarboxylic acid cycle. The coding region runs from base 272 to 2758 and encodes 828 amino acids. The transcript has 14 exons. Lineage: Eukaryota; Metazoa; Tardigrada; Eutardigrada; Parachela; Macrobiotidae. Gene Ontology annotation, cellular component: cytosol; mitochondrion. Gene Ontology annotation, molecular function: aconitate hydratase activity; 4 iron, 4 sulfur cluster binding. The record is from RefSeq and is a predicted model, not a curated record.
AAUAUUUCCCGAAAUAAUAUCACUGUAGAAUUUUUUUCGACGCCCUUGAGAUUUUCCAUAUGAUCUGCAGAAUCUAUUUUUAUCGGCCAAUGAAUAUUGCGAAUGAUUCUCUACAGAUUUUAUGAUCUAAUGUUCCGUGUGUCGUAAUUCCUACGUAAUUUUGUGCUAUCUAUCGCCAGUGGGAUCGAGUGACGGGUUCGCCACGUUUUAGACAUUCUCCCGUGUUUCGGAUCGCUCAUAUCCUUCUUGCAUCCACCAUUCUGUCGCCAAAAUGAAGAUGCACACGGGCGGAAUCGUGAAGAAUGCUCUGCGGAGCAUUCAGUCACGCUUCUUCAAUGCAUCCCAGAUUAACUAUGCUGCAGCCCAGGCCAAGUUUAAGCCGCACAUGAGCAAGUUUGACGGGGAGAAGGUGAUCGACUAUGAAAAAAUGCUGAAGAAUCUGGAUAUCGUCAAACGAAAGCUGAACCGACCAUUGACACUAUCGGAGAAGGUGCUGUAUUCCCAUUUGGACAAUCCGGAGAAGCAGGAGAUUAUCAGAGGGAAGAGUUAUCUGCUUCUGCGACCGGAUCGCGUGGCGAUGCAGGAUGCUACUGCGCAGAUGGCGAUGUUGCAGUUCAUUUCCGGUGGCAUUGAAACGGUUGCCGUCCCGAGCACCAUCCACUGCGAUCAUUUGAUCGAAGCCCAGUCUGGUGGCGUCCAGGAUUUGUCGCGCGCAAAGGAUAUCAACAAGGAAGUGUACAACUUCUUAGCCACAGCCAGUGCCAAAUACGGUGUGGGAUUCUGGAAACCCGGCAGUGGCAUCAUCCAUCAGAUCGUCCUGGAGAACUAUGCAUUCCCUGGAUUGCUGCUGAUCGGUACCGACAGUCAUACGCCAAACGGUGGCGGUCUGGGCGGAUUAUGCAUUGGUGUCGGUGGUGCGGACGCCGUGGAUGUUAUGGCUGGACUGCCCUGGGAACUGAAAUGUCCAAAGGUUAUCGGCGUGAAAUUAACGGGAGAAAUCAGCGGAUGGACCAGUCCCAAAGAUGUGAUCCUGAAAGUGGCCGGUAUCCUGACCGUGAAGGGCGGCACAGGAGCCAUUGUGGAAUACCACGGACCCGGUGUGGACUCUAUUUCCUGCACUGGUAUGGGCACCAUCUGCAACAUGGGAGCGGAAAUCGGAGCGACGACGUCCAUUUUCCCCUAUAAUCACCGUAUGGCCGACUACCUGGAAGCCACUGGACGGGGUGAUAUUGCCGACGCUGCUAAACAGUACCAGAAGGAGCUGCUGAGUCCUGACAAGGGAUGCAAGUAUGACGAACUGAUUGAAAUUGACCUGAACAAAUUGGAACCCCUGAUCAACGGUCCUUACACCCCCGAUCUGAUGACGCCGGUGUCGGAGCUGGGUAAGCGGGCCCAGGAGAGCGGCUGGCCGAUGGAUAUCCGGGUGGGCCUGAUUGGCAGUUGCACCAACAGCAGCUACGAGGAUAUGGAACGAGCGGCGAGUGUGGCGCAGCAGGCGUUGGAUCACGGCUUGAAGGCCAAGGUGACGUUCGUGAUUACGCCCGGAAGUGAGCAGAUUCGAGCGACCAUCACACGGGACGGCCAGGCGAAGACGCUGAGUGAUAUCGGAGGCACGGUGUUGGCCAAUGCGUGUGGUCCGUGUAUUGGACAGUGGAAUCGCACGGACGUGAAGAAGGGCGACAAGAACACCAUCGUCACAUCGUACAACCGAAACUUCACGGGACGUAAUGAUGCCAACCCCGGUACGCAUGCGUUUGUCACAUCACCGGAAAUUGUGACCGCCCUGGUUUUGGGUGGUCGUCUGGAUUUCAACCCGAUGAAAGAUCCCCUGACUGGCAAGAAUGGUGAGAAGUUUACUCUGCAACCCCCUCAGGGCAAGGACCUGCCCGCCAAAGGCUACGAUCCGGGUGAAGACACUUAUCAAGAGCCACCCCGUCUGGAUAAACGCAAGGAGCUGGAUGUAGUUGUCAACCCCGAUAGUCAGCGACUACAGCUCUUGUCCCCGUUCGAUCGAUGGGACGGAAAGGACUUGGAAGAUAUGCGAGUGCUAAUCAAGAUUAAAGGCAAAUGCACCACGGAUCACAUCAGUGCGGCUGGUCCUUGGCUCAAAUAUCGUGGACAUCUUGACAACAUUUCCAACAACCUUUUCAUCGGUGCCAUAAACGAGGAAAAUAACGAAGCCAAUAAGAUCAAGAACCAAAUGUCGGGAGAAUGGGGCGCCGUACCCGAUGUGGCGCGCAAGUACAAAGCGGCGGGUGUUAAAUGGGUGGCCAUCGGUGAUGAUAACUACGGAGAAGGCAGCUCGCGCGAACAUGCCGCCCUCGAGCCCCGACAUCUCGGUGGCCGCGCCAUUAUCGUUAAGAGCUUCGCCCGUAUUCAUGAAACCAAUCUGAAAAAGCAAGGAAUGCUCCCCUUGACCUUCGCUGAUCCCGCUGAUUACGAUAAAAUCCGACCAGAUGAUAAAAUUUCCUUGCUUGGACUGGAUGAGUUUGCUCCGGGGAAGCCCGUCGACUGUGUAGUCAAACACUCAGACGGCUCGAACGAGGCCUUCCAGUUGAACCAUUCGUUUAACGCCCAGCAGAUUGAAUGGUUUAAGGCCGGCAGCGCCCUGAAUCGAAUGGCUGAUGUUUUCAAAGCGGAGGGCAAAACCAAAUCCCAAAAGAUAAAUAUAAAGUGGUGUGAAAUGUCGCUGUUUGUCGUAAUGUUCGUCUCUUACCAUAUCAAGGUCUUUAACGUUGUCAGCGUUAGCGUUGCAUAGAGUCUAUUGGUUUUUAUGUGUUGAUAUUUAUUUACUUGCGCUCCUAAUUUGGUGUCGUCAGUUGGUGCUUGGUUCCGCUUAAUUUAUUGUGGUUAUGCGGUUUCGUUGAAUAUAAAGAACAUGAAAAGACUA